GAUUGCAUCAUUGCGCCGGACGCUUUCCUUUCUUUUCUUACCCACUUUCACCUUCCAGUCUAUAGAUACUUGAUAUCUCGCCUUUCCCUACACCCUCAGUAUUUGACGUUCGGAUUUCUAUACGCCACAGGCUCUUACAUUCACUCCAACAACAAUGAAGCCCAUUUCCGUUCUCUUUCUGGCUGGCCUCGCCGCGGCAGCUAUCACAGACGCCGGGCUAAUCGCUACCCGCGACGAGAUUGCCCGAGACCUUGAGGCUAUCACAGACAGUCCUACUUUUGUCGAUAGAGAUGAACAAGAUUCGGCUCUGCAUCCUUUCUCGAUUGAAGACAGAGCCGAAGAGGAUGAUGAGAGUGAUCUCACCACCCGUGACAUUGACGAGGCUGCCACUUUUGGCGAGCUCAUAGCACGCCAGGCCAACAACACUGCUGGAGGUGGCAAGAACAACGACGGCAAGAAGAAUAACAAAAACAACUGUCAGGGCUGCGCAAAGGGAAAGAAAAGGGGCAAAGACGCAAAGGGCAAAGCAUGCAGAUGUAAGAAGAACGCCAAGAAGAACAACAAUGGCAAGGCAAAUGGAAAUGCCAACGCCGGCGCCAACAGCAAUAACAACAACAAGGAUGGGAAGAAGAACAAUGGAAACGCGAAUGCCGACAAGAGCAAGGGCAAGGAUAACGGCAAGGGAAACCAGGCUGGAAAUAAGAACAACGGUACUGCGGUUGACGACGGAAAGAAGAAGAACGGAGGUAAUGGCAAGGAAACUGGCAAGAAAGCCAACUUGUCUACGGGAGCUGGAGCUGCGGCUGCUGAAGCCGCCUAAGCGGUGGAUGUCUUAUAUCAGGUUCGUAGGAUGGAUAGAGCCAAUUGCUCAUGUGACAUGUCAGGCAGAGGGUGCUUGUAGAUAUUGAUGCGACCAUAUUAGAACAUGGGA
This is a messenger RNA of Colletotrichum phormii, 931 nucleotides long. RefSeq lists its product as uncharacterized. The transcript is spliced from 2 exons. Bases 155 to 820 code for a protein of 221 amino acids. The record is from RefSeq and is a predicted model, not a curated record. NCBI's taxonomy places the organism in Eukaryota, Fungi, Ascomycota, Sordariomycetes, Glomerellales, Glomerellaceae.